Medioppia subpectinata is the source of this 1809-nucleotide messenger RNA. The record is from the annotation of a GenBank genome assembly. NCBI's taxonomy places the organism in Eukaryota, Metazoa, Arthropoda, Arachnida, Sarcoptiformes, Oppiidae.
AUGAAUGGAAUCAAAGGCUAUAUCUAUAUCGAGGCCUUCAAACAAACUCACGUCAAGCAAGCGAUUCAAGGGAUGGGAAACUUACGGCUCGGCAUUUAUAGGCAGACAAUGGUUCCCAUCAAUGAGAUGACGGAUGUGUUGCGCGUCACGAAAGACAACCAACAGAUCAAAGUGAACCAAUGGGUGCGCCUCAAGAGGGGCCUCUAUAAGGACGACUUGGGACAAGUGGAUUACGUGGACACCGCCCAGAAUCAGGUCCACCUGAAGCUCAUUCCCCGCAUAGACUACACGCGACUGAGGGGUGCGUUGAGGGCCGCGACCAACGAGAACGACAGUCUGAAGCGUAAGCGCCAGAAGCGUCCGCUGCCGAAGCUCUUCGAUAUGGACGCGAUUCGUGCGAUCGGUGGCGAAGUGACCAACGAUGGGGACUUCAUUAUCUUCGAGAGCAAUCGAUACCGUCGGGGCUUUCUGUACAAAGCGUUCACAACGACAGCGCUGCUGAUCGACGGCGUGAAGCCCACGCUCUCCGAGUUGGAGAAGUUUGAGGAACACCCGGAAGGCAUUGAACUACAGCUCAGCGAGAGUACGAUCGCCGAAGACAAGGGCCACAGCUUCUCACCCGGCGAUACCGUCGAGGUAUGCGAAGGAGAGUUGGCUCACCUCCUGGGAAAGAUCAUUACCAUCGAUGGCAAUAAGAUAACGAUGAUUCCGCGCCACGAAGACCUCACGGAUCCGCUCGACUUUCAGGCGCAUGAACUCCGGAAGUACUUCGAAACGGGUGAUUACGUGAAAGUAAUCGCCGGUCGCUAUGAGGGCAACACCGGACUUAUCGUACUCGUAGAGGACUCGCAGAUCGUAAUCGUCUCCGACCUAACGACGGAUGAGCUGAAGGUAUUGCCCAAAGACUUGCAACUGUGCGCCGAUAUGGCGACGGGUGUGGACACGUUGGGUCACUUCCAAUCGGGAGAUUUAGUACAAAUGGACGCACAGACUGUCGGUGUGAUCGUACGGCUCGAGAAGGAGAACUUUCAGGUACUGAACCAAAACGGAAAGUUAGUUCACGUCAAACAUCAGGCGGUGUCUAAGAAGCGCGACUCUCGGCGAGCGGUGGCUCUCGACUCCGAACAGAACCAAAUCCAAGUGAAAGAUUACGUGAAAGUGAUAGACGGCCCGCACUCCGGACGUCAGGGAGAGAUUAAACACUUGUACCAAAACUCGGCGUUUCUCUACUCGCGAAUGAUGUCAGAAAACGGCGGUAUAUUUGUCUGCAAAACACGACAUUUGAUACUCGCCGGCGGUUCCAGACCUCUGUCGGCCUCUCGCGUUAUGAACACCAGCACCGGGUAUAUGUCUCCCCGCAUAGCGGCCUCACCCGCACACCCGUCGAGAGGUAGAGGCGGUGGCGGCGGUCGGGGAAUGAACGCGAAGGGCGGUCGCGACCGAUUGGAUCUGGAACUGAUCGGGAAGACAAUUAAGAUAACUCAGGGAACGUAUAAGGGAUACAUCGGUAUCGUGAAGGACGCCAUCGGGACCAUAGCUCACGUCGAACUGCACGCCAAGUGUCAGACGAUUACUGUAGAUAAGACACGUAUCGUAGUUGUGGGCAGCGGUGGCGGCGAAAAGGGCGCCAGCGGUGGUGUUUACACAUACGGCCGAAACACACCCAUGUAUGGCAGUCAGACCCCGAUGUACGGCACCGGCAGUCGUACGCCAACGUAUGGCGGGGCCAAUACGCCUCUGCACGACGGGUCUCGCACUCCCGGCCACACGCCCUCCAUCUGGGAUCCCACCGAUCAAUGGAUUCACUGA